CAAACUCCGGUUCGGCAGAACUGACAGCUCACAGACAGGGGGGCGUCAGUCCUUGUCCCCAUUCGUUUACGAUUCCACCAUUUAUUUAUUUCUCGUCUUCUUCCUGUUUGUUUCUCUCCUCCUCCAAGUCAAAUCGAAUUACGUUAUCUCAGAAGUUAAAGCCACUGAAGACUUCGAGCCUCUGCCUCCGAUACAGAGAAGCUCAGUUCCGCUUACAUCGCUACCUAUUUGCUCGCAAUCUCGCUCGUAAUUCUGUUGCGCGGAGUGUAUUUGAUAUAUUUACGUCACUAUUUAUAUAAAUACUAAUAAUUUAGUCGGUGGAGAUGUCAGGGAAGAAUUACAUAAUAGAGGUGGAGCCGGCGAAGCCAGCGAAGGAUGGAAAACCGUCGAUCGGACCGGUAUACCGUAGUGUGUUUGCUAAGGACGGUUUUCCGCCGCCGAUUGAAGGAUUGGACAGUUGUUGGGAUAUUUUCCGCCUGUCAGUGGAAAAAUAUCCUAAUAAUCGCAUGCUUGGUCGCCGAGAGAUAGUGGAUGGAAAGCCAGGUAAGUAUGUGUGGCAGACUUAUAAAGAAGUAUAUGACUUGGUGGUGAAGGUGGGAAAUUCCAUCCGCAGUUGUGGUAUUGAGGAAGGAGGAAGAUGUGGUAUUUAUGGAGCCAAUUGCGCAGAAUGGAUCAUGAGCAUGGAGGCCUGUAAUGCUCAUGGUCUACAUUGCGUUCCUUUGUACGACACCUUAGGUGCUGGGGCUGUGGAGUUUAUCAUAUGUCAUGCUGAGGUUACCAUUGCCUUUGUUGAAGAAAAAAAAAUUCCUGAGUUACUCAAAACCUUUCCAAAUGCAACAAAAUACUUAAAAACAAUUGUGAGUUUUGGGAAAGUUACCCCUCAACAGAAGGACGAAAUCGAGAAAUUUGGUGUGGUUGUGUAUGCUUGGGAUGAAUUUUUGUUAUUGGGUGAAAAUAAGAACUAUGAUCUUCCAGUGAAACACAAAAGCGACAUCUGUACAAUAAUGUAUACUAGUGGAACAACUGGAGAUCCUAAGGGUGUCAUGAUUUCAAAUAAUAGUAUUGUCACUCUCAUUGCUGGAGUGAAGCGUUUGCUAGUUAGCGUGAAUGAAUCGUUGACUGUAAAUGAUGUCUAUCUGUCUUAUCUUCCUUUGGCACAUAUCUUUGACCGCGUGAUUGAAGAAUGUUUUAUUAAUCAUGGGGCCUCAAUAGGAUUUUGGCGUGGGGAUGUCAAAUUGUUAGUUGAAGACAUUGGGGAGCUAAAGCCAACCAUCUUUUGUGCAGUUCCUCGGGUUCUAGAUAGAAUUCACUCAGGCUUGCAACAGAAGAUAUCGGCAGGAGGUUUCAUAAAACAAACGAUGUUUAAUUUUGCAUAUGCCUACAAGUUGCGUAAUUUGAGGAAGGGGCUUAAGCAUGAUGAGGCUGCUCCUAUCUGUGACAAAAUCGUUUUCAGCAAGGUUAAACAAGGUUUAGGUGGGAAAGUACGGCUUAUUUUAUCUGGAGCAGCUCCCCUUGCUUCACAUGUUGAAGAAUAUCUAAGAGUGGUAUCUUGUGCUCAUGUACUUCAAGGAUAUGGUUUGACUGAAACAUGUGCUGGUACAUUUGUCUCUAUACCACAUGAGAUGAGUAUGCUGGGUACAGUGGGUCCUCCUGUUCCAAACGUGGAUGUCUGCCUGGAAUCUGUUCCUGAAAUGGGAUAUGAUGCCCUCUCAAGGAGUCCACGUGGAGAAGUAUGUGUAAGGGGGGAUACCUUGUUUUCAGGUUACUACAAACGUGAAGAUCUUACAAAAGAAGUCUUUGAAGAUGGAUGGUUCCAUACAGGGGAUGUUGGUGAGUGGCAGCCAAAUGGGAGCCUGAAGAUUAUUGACCGUAAAAAGAAUAUUUUCAAGCUCUCGCAGGGCGAGUAUGUAGCUGUGGAGAAUUUGGAGAAUAUUUAUGGUCUUGUUAGCGCUAUUGACUCGAUCUGGGUCUAUGGAAACAGCUUUGAAUCUUAUCUUGUUGCUGUUGUUAACCCAAAGAAGCAAGCAGUUGAAGAGUGGGCUCAAGAAAACGAAUUAACUGGAGAUUUCAAUUCUUUGUGUGAAAACCCUAAAUUGAAGGAAUACAUUCUUGGAGAGCUCAACAAGAUUGGAAAAGAAAAGAAGCUAAAAGGCUUUGAAUUUAUUAAAGCUGUGCACGUCGAUCCUGAACCAUUUGAUAUGGAACGUGACCUCCUCACACCAACAUUUAAGAAAAAAAGACCCCAAUUGCUCAAAUACUACCAGAAUGUAAUUGACAAUAUGUACAAGAGUGCCAAGUGAGCUUAUGGCAAGAGCAUAUACUUUCACUCUUUCGACGAAAUACGCGUUCCAGUUUGCCGUUUAUUGGUAUAACUUCCAACUCUCCUCCCUCUGUCUAACCUGUUUUGGCUUUGGGAUGUACAUAUUUACAGUGUACCGAACUGAGGAAUUAAUAAUGUACGUGAACUAUAUUUAUAUUAAAUCCUAAUGUUUUAUUUAUUUACCUGGAGAAUUGUGAA
Molecule: messenger RNA, 2518 nt
Organism: Coffea eugenioides
Lineage: Eukaryota; Viridiplantae; Streptophyta; Magnoliopsida; Gentianales; Rubiaceae
Product: long chain acyl-CoA synthetase 4
Exons: 19
Coding region: 324-2300 (658 amino acids)
Biological process (GO): fatty acid metabolic process
Cellular component (GO): endoplasmic reticulum; membrane
Molecular function (GO): long-chain fatty acid-CoA ligase activity
Source: RefSeq, a predicted model, not a curated record